Molecule: messenger RNA, 5240 nt
Organism: Mus musculus (house mouse)
Lineage: Eukaryota; Metazoa; Chordata; Mammalia; Rodentia; Muridae
Gene: Slc29a3
Product: solute carrier family 29 (nucleoside transporters), member 3
Exons: 6
Coding region: 49-1476 (475 amino acids)
Biological process (GO): adenosine transport; nucleoside transport; neurotransmitter transport
Cellular component (GO): membrane; lysosomal membrane; mitochondrial membrane
Molecular function (GO): guanine transmembrane transporter activity; transmembrane transporter activity; neurotransmitter transmembrane transporter activity
Source: RefSeq, marked validated
ACAGUGGCCCAGCGCCUUGGACCUGGUGGAGGUAGCAGCGGCAGCGACAUGGCCUUUGCCUCUGAGGACAAUGUAUACCACAGCUCCAAUGCUGUCUACAGAGCCCCGAGUAACCAUCAAGAAGCUGACCAGGAAGCCCUGCUGGGGAAACUACUAGACUACCCAGCCCCGGGCCUGCAGAGGCCAGAGGAUCGCUUCAAUGGUGCCUACAUCAUCUUCUUCUGCCUGGGAAUUGGGGGCCUACUGCCCUGGAACUUCUUUGUCACUGCUAAGGAGUACUGGGCAUAUAAACUCCGAAACUGCUCCAGCCCAGCGUCCGGGGAGGACCCUGAGGACAUGGACAUCCUGAACUACUUUGAGAGCUACCUGGCAGUUGCCUCCACUGUGCCCUCCCUGCUGUUCCUGGUGGCUAACUUCCUGCUUGUCAACAGGGUCCAGGUGCACGUCCGUGUUCUGGCCUCACUGUCCGUGUCCCUGGCCAUCUUCGUGGUUAUGAUUGUGCUGGUGAAGGUGGAUACUUCCUCCUGGACCCGAGGCUUCUUCAGCCUCACCAUCGCGUGCAUGGCCAUCAUUAGCAGCUCCUCCACCAUCUUCAAUAGCAGCGUUUACGGCCUCACAGGCUCCUUCCCCAUGAGGAAUGCCCAGGCACUGAUAUCAGGAGGAGCCAUGGGAGGGACAGUCAGUGCCGUGGCCUUGCUGGUGGACCUGGCAGCAUCCAGUGAUGUGCGGGACAGCACGCUAGCCUUCUUCCUCAUGGCAGCAGUCUUCCUUGGGCUCUGUAUGGGACUCUAUCUAUUGCUGUCCCAACUGGAGUAUGCCAGGUACUACAUGAGGCCAGUUGCCCCAGUUCGAGUGUUUUCUGGUGAAGACAACCCAUCCCAGGAUGCUCCCAGCGCCUCCUCUGUGGCCCCUGCAUCCAGAGUGAUGCACACACCGCCCCUUGGACCCAUCCUGAAGAAGACGGCUAGCCUCGGGUUCUGCGCAGUUUCCCUCUACUUUGUCACGGCCUUCAUCAUCCCCGCCAUCUCCACCAAUAUCCAGUCCAUGCACAAAGGCACCGGCUCUCCAUGGACCUCCAAGUUCUUCGUGCCCCUCACCGUCUUCCUCCUCUUCAACUUUGCUGACCUCUGCGGCCGACAGGUCACAGCCUGGAUCCAGGUGCCAGGUCCUAGGAGCAAGCUGCUCCCCGGACUGGUGGUCUCUCGGUUCUGCCUUGUGCCUCUCUUCUUGCUCUGUAACUACCAGCCGCGCUCACACUUGACCAAGGUGCUUUUCCAGUCGGACAUCUACCCAGUGCUUUUCACCUGCCUCCUGGGGCUCAGCAACGGCUACCUCAGCACGCUGGUGCUCAUCUAUGGGCCCAAGAUUGUGCCCCGGGAGCUGGCUGAGGCCACCAGUGUUGUGAUGUUGUUCUAUAUGUCUGUGGGCUUGAUGCUGGGCUCAGCCUGCGCGGCCCUGCUUGAACACUUUAUCUAGGAGGGGGCGGCAAGGAUGUGGGUACUGUGUGAGUGUGUGAGGCUUGGGUCCUUAGGAGAUGGACAGGGUAAGCCAAGGUCUCGAGGUGUUAAGCAAGGGGUUGACAUUUUGUUUGAUGCAGAGCAGAGCCCACUCAGACUGCCUUUCUCUCAGACUGCUUGUGAGCCACAUCCUUGCACAUCUUGGGCAAGGAGACAUUCCAAACACAGCCCAGCCUGGCUCAUACCUGUAAUCUCAGCAUUCAAGAGAAUGAAGCUGGAGGCCCACUGUGAGUUCAAGGCCAGCCUGGUUACAUAGUGAAACCUUUUCUCAAAAAAUAAGCUAAAAACAAAAACCCUGAGACAUUCCAAACACUUCCAGAGAACACUCCAGAGCCGACUGAAGGGCAGGGUGAGGUUGUAGCCAGGAUCUAGCCCAGUUGGUAGGAUGCUUGUUUAGCCUCCAUAGAGCCCCAGCUCCUAUCCCCAGCCCCGAAUAAGCUGGGCAUGUUAGUGAAAGCCUGUAAUCCUAGCUCUUGAAAGGUGGAAGCAGCAGGGUCAGAAGUUCAGGUCAUCCUCAGCUAUUUAGGGAGUUUGAGGCUAACCUGGGCUACAGGAGACACUGUCUCAAAAAAAAAAAGACGCAAUUGUAAAGAGUGGGGUAUGUUACAGUCAUAGCUCAUAAGUAGCCCAUCUCUAAUUUGUAUUGUCACAAGGCCAGAAGCCAGCCUCACUCUUUCCAGCUGACAUUGAGGUGGGAGAGAAUCUCAGGGCUCCCUGUUCUAAGAGAGGCUCCUGGAUUUGAGGUCCCCUCUGCAAUGGCCAGUACUCAGACUUAGGGCCCUGUCGUUGUCCUACUCUGGCCAGCGACAGGAACGACACAGACACCAAGUUGGGUUCACGCAGCAACUUUACUUCAGGCUUUUUCUUUUACAGCUCUCUUCCCCAGCAGCUUCUUCUUAGGGCAAGGGCUAAGCUACUCUUAUUCUACUUCUGGCUUCUACCUAGGGCAAGGGCUAAACAAACUCUCUUCACUACUACUGGCUUCUUUUACAACAGCUAACUUCUACCACUUACAACAGCAGCUUUUACUACUCCAUCCUUCUCGCAGCAAGGGCUAAACUUUUCUCUCUACUCGCACCGACUCACUUCCUUCUAGCUCCACCCCCACCUCAUCCAAUCAGAAUUCACAUAUGCUCCAGGAAUGAGCUUAGGUCGUUCACAGAUAGGCUGACAGGUCUGGAUCACGAGGAACUGUCCAGCCUGGCAGGCAGCCUACACAUGCAGCCUCACUGUGCAUGCUCGGGCAAGGCAGUAAACAAGUGGGUUUCACGGGGCCUGAGGCUGCACCUGCUUCCCGAAUCUCCCCCUUUUUGUUUAAUUAGUAGCUCUGGGAUCAGCAUCUGUCUUAGGUUGCCCCCAUUCGUGCCACAUCCUUACCCAUCAUCGGAGUGACGAACUCACUUUCGCCAUCCUGUCUUAGGUUGGUAUGCGCACGUGAGGGUCUUACCCGUCAUUGAUUACUGAUCCAGCAUGUUGAGCCAAUAUUAGGGGAAUGUUCCUGCUUCCAAGGCUACCAUAGCCUUGUUUAUCAGCCCUGUGCCGCCUUCGCAUAUGUGCUAUCCACCAAAGCAUUCCUCCAUACACAACAGUCAGCAGGAGCGCUCAAAAGGCCAUCCCUCCCCAAUUUUUUAAAGAGUCCCACAGUUUCCUGGAUGAUCUCCAUCCAUUGCUUUGCAGUUGCAAUCUCCACAUGGGUGUUGUUCACGGCAACAAUCGAUGCCCGUAAUUCCUUCAUCUUUGUGUCAAGAUCAUGAGUCUAAUUUCCUAGCAUCAUCACACCAAUUGCACAAGACAGAUUUGCAGCUCUGGAAAAAUUCUGAUACUGAACAGAGGUUACACAUAUUCCUGACAUAUGAGCCAAGCUCUGGCUAAGGGUGUUAAUUGGAGAAGAGAUUGUAAAUCGGAAUCUCCUUUUAAAAUAUCGAAUAACGGGCAUAACUCUGCAUUGGGAAAAUUACAAUAGGGCCGAAUCCAAUUGAUAUCUCCUAACAAUUUCUGAAAAUCAUUCAAGGUAUGCAUUUUAUCCCAUCUCUCAAUUUAGUACCUAAAUAGUGUUUUACUUCUGUCUUUUGAACCUUUUCUGGGGCUAUCACCAAAUUCCACUUCUCCAACUAUUUAGUUAGAGUCCCAAAUACUUCUUCCACUUCCACAUUAGAGGAUCCACAAAUCAAAAUAUCAUCCAUACUACGCUUUCCCUUUUUGUCUCCCUCAUCUUUAAAGGGGGGAGGAGAUGGCAACAGAGGGGCUGACAGUUCGGGCGGCCUACAGCGCCUCAACCUCCAGCGGAACAUCCAACUACAGAUGUCACUGUUGCUAUUGGUCCCAUCGCUGUCACUAGUAGACCCUUCAGAGCUAGAUUCCUUCUUCUCUUUUUUUAUCUUUGGUUUGUUGUCUAAGCUGUUUAGAUUUUCGGCGGCUAGCCUGAGAAGCAAUCUCAGCAUUGUUCUUUCCGCUAGCGUCCCUCAAGCAUGCCCUGACCAAGAUCCAAAUGGCUAACAUUUUUACUGUCAUUUUAGUCGCAGUUGAACCCAUAUCGUUUAAAUUCCCUUCGUCUCUAUUCCUGAGAACCUUAGUGCUCUGUCCCCUUUUUUCUGGGAAACCUAUCAGGCCUAUGCUUUCUUUACUUGCUGAAAUUCCUUUCGUCUCUAUUCCUGAGAUCCUUAAUGCUUCGUCCCUUUUUUCCCGGGAACCUUACCGUCAUCUCUAUACCUGAGAACCUUAAUGCUUCGCCCCUUUUUUCCUGGGAACCUCACAGGCCUGUGCUUUCUUUAAAUACGGUUGCUUACCAAAAUUUCCUUACCUCCGUUUACUAAAAUUUCCUACUGCUGUUUAUCACUGCUUACCAAAAAUUUUUUACUUACCUUUGCCGACCUACGCGAUGAGUUCCCCGUUCCCCGUAUGGGCUACCAUUUGUCGUCGUCCUACUCUGGCCAGCGACAGGAACGACAGGGACACAGGUCGGGUUCAUGCAGCAACUUUACUUCAGGCUUUUUCUUUUACAGCUCUCUUCCCCAGCAGCUUCUUCUUAGGGCAAGGGCUAAGCUACUCUUAUUCUACUUCUGGCUUCUACCUAGGGCAAGGGCUAAACAAACUCUCUUCACUACUACUGGCUUCUUUUACAACAGCUAACUUCUACCACUUACAACAGCAGCUUUUACUACUCCAUCCUUCUCGCAGCAAGGGCUAAACUUUUCUCUCUACUCGCACCGACUCACUUCCUUCUAGCUCCACCCCCACCUCAUCCAAUCAGAAUUCACACAUGCUCCAGGAAUGAGCUUAGGUCGUUCACAGAUAGGCUGACAGGUCUGGAUCACGAGGAACUGUCCAGCCUGGCAGGCAGCCUACACAUGCAGCCUCACUGUGCAUGCUCGGGCAAGGCAGUAAACAAGUGGGUUUCACGGGGCCUGCGGCCACACCUGCUUCUUGCAGGGCCCCAGCACAUGCUGGUUCCUGGGCUCUGUGCCUGAGGGCAGGCUAACUAGCUGGAAAGAAAGCCCGCACAAGGCAGGCCUUCUAAGCCUUCCUCUCUGAGGCCUGGGCUCCUGAGGCUCCCUUUGUCAGGGACUGAGCCUGGUAGGCCUGGUCUCCAGAUGAGGACUGUAUGGUCCAGUGGUCUACCUACAGCCUAUUUAGGGCAUGGGGAAAUCUUUUUAACAGUCAUGUUUACGGGUUGUUGGGGUCCUUGGUUCGAGGGCAUAAUAAAUCCUGGGAUUCUCAAUGUGA